GAAGGUCCACCUACCUGUGAAGUGACCGGUGCUGGUCCAGAAAAUGAAGUGGUUGAAGGUCGUAGUGAUGCAACUAUGUCUUGCAUCGCUGAUGUACACCACCAGCAACUCUUGUGUGGAUGAAAGAUGGAGUUGAUACACCAAGCAAGAACCUCUCCUGUUAUAUAUUCCCCAGUGUUUAGCAGAGAUGACGCAGAGGUACCAUUCAAUUGUAAAAUAAGCCAUGGUACAUUAGCAGACGCUGUCACUUGUGAAGAUGUUAUCACCUUUGAUGUUCAGUACCCUCCUGACCUCAAAAUAGAUGUGGAACCCAGAUACAAAGAUGGACAGAUUAAAGAAGGCGAGGACUUCUUUGCUUCUUGUAAUGUAAUAUCGUCAAAUCCACGCACUGACAACGUGGCAUGGACUUCAUUAUUGGACAAUUUUCAAGUGGAUCCUAAUAACCCACUGGAAAUCUUAAGCAUUACACGUGACAAGGCUGGUGAAUACAUGUGUUCAGCUGAGAAUACAUACUAUGAUGGAACUACAGGAAAUACUGAAGAGAUCAUUACAAUAGAUGUGCAAUACAUUCCAGUUGUUGUGUUGGAUGAGAGCAAGACUGUGAAAGAGGGAGACGCUGUGAGUAUAAACUGCAGUACAUUCAUCACGGAAGCCAAUCCCGCUGCCAGUGAGUUCCAGUGGAUCCGUAAUAGUGCUGUGGAGCAGACCACCGACGAAUUAACCAUAUAUAGCGUAGCACGAAGCGAUGCUGGGUUGUACAGUUGCUGGGCCUUCAAUUAUUUUUAUGAUGGUAGUCCAGGCAAGGGAGAGAGUACUACUGAACUUGUUGUCCAAUAUGGUCCUGAGGUGAGUCUGGAAAGUCCAUUAUUGCCAGUAACUGAGGGAUCCAAGGUGACUAUUAACUGUACUGUUGAUAGCCAGCCACCACCUUUUAAAUACGAGUGGACACAGAUCAUGAAAGACGGAACUGUCAAUGAACUUGGCGAGGAUAUGGAAUAUCUAAGCUUUGCAUCGGUCGAUAGAUCUAAAGGCGGUAAUUAUACUUGUAAAGCAACAACAAAGUUCUAUGAUGACAUGGAUGAAGACGCUUCAGCUUCGGCAGAACUCGUUAUCCACUAUUCUCCUGACAUAGUUGAUGCUGUUGACAAAGUUGCAGUCGAUAAAGAUGAAAUGGCAGUUCUCGUAUGUAAAUCUGAUGCUUUCCCUGAUCCCCAGUUCAAAUGGUUGAACUCUACCGGUGGUGAGCUAACCAGUGACGUUGAAGGAUUACAGAUAGCUGAGAAAUACGAAGAUAACCUUUUUAUUAGUACCUUAACAAUCAAGAAAGUGAAUUCUGCAAAAGACUACGGCAGAUAUGAUUGUAUGGCCUAUAAUGAAAUUGGCACAAAGUCGCUGCAGAUUGAACUUGUUCCAAUCACCAUACCCGAGAAACCCACAAUAACUGAGACAAGUGUCUCUGACACAACCAUAGCAGUCACCUGGACUUCCGGAUUCAAUGGAGGGCGCCCUCAAACAUUCACGGUGAAAUACCAGAACUUGGAAACGCUGGAUGAAGCUAAAUCAACUGAGAUGAAAGAUGAUGGUUCAGAAUCCUAUACAUAUACGAUAGAGGGUUUGAAAGCAGAUACUGAGUAUGCGGUGUGGGUGCUAGCAACUAACACCAAGGGUGAACAAGAGGUGAAGUCAAGUGCUUUGAAAACUGACAGUAAGAAAUUGGAUGAGGAGGAAGUACCAUUGAAUGACAAGAAAGAGGAAGAAAAGGGAGACCAAGGUGUUUCAGAAUAUGCCUUGGAUGACGAAACAGGCGAUAAGAAGAAACCGGAGGAAGAGAAACUUCUGAAGCCUGACGAAGAUGAAAAGAAAGAUGAAGAAAAAGAGGCACCUGCAUCCCCUCCACAUGAUGAACCACCCUUCAUGAAAAAUGGAAUGCCAGCAGAAAAUGAAAAUGAAAAAGAAGACAAAGGAACGGAGAAAGAAGAGCCAGAAGCCGAAACUAAAAUUGAUGAUCCCCCAACUGAUAAUAAAGAUGAUGAUACGAAGGGACCUAGGAAGAAUGAAGUAGUCUAUGCUCAACUUGAUAUGGCAAAACCAAAAGAUGACAAACCUGUUAAAGAACCCUCAACAGAAUAUGCUGAUAUUGAUUUUGCACGCUCAGGUCAACCAACGGCGCUGUAAGGUUUAUUUUAUUUUAUAAUUUUUUGUUAAUAUUUUAGGAGUCUCAACUAUGUUUCUGUUGAAUUUGACACUCGCUCACAAAAAAAAGUCACCGUCCAAUAUGGUUGCAUUUUUUGUUGCAAUUCUGAAUGUAGUUAGAUUUUGUAGUUGUGGAUUCAACAUUGAGAAUGCAGACAAAAUUGAAUCCUGUACUGCAAAUGUCAUAUUAUAAACCAUAUCAUCACAUCUUGAGAUUUCUUGCAUAGAAUAUUUCAUUCUCAUUUGGCUGUAUUUCUAAUAAACGGCUAUCAUGUCCUGCCUGUUUUUUUUUAAGACUAUCCCUUUAUUCAAAUGGGGUGGUUGUACAAUUGUGGCCCAAAUACUGAAAUAUUCAUUGUUUUUUUGUAUAUAUUGAUAGUCUGAAUUUUUGAUCCCUCGAAUUAUAUAGCUGUCACACCCAUUGUUCAAAAAGAACGUCUCAUUAUAAAGUUUUAACAUUGUGAAGCUGUUGAAUUGUGGGUCAUUCCAUUUGAUAUUAGGUACAAUAGUGUUAGAUCUUGGUCAAGAAUAUAUCCGGAUCGUUUGUUUAAUAGUGUACUUACCUUGGAUUGUUUUAACAAACCAAAAAUCAUAACUUUGAAGGAAUUUAUAUUUGUGCUCUGAUUGGUUAGAUUUAUUGCAUUUUAGAAACAUUGAUUUGGUAGAAACGAUAAAUUACUGUAAUUGAACUCAUUUCAACAUUGCCCUCUAUGGUGGUUUGAAAUCGUAAUGAAAUACAAUGUAGUGAGAAAUCCUCAGAAUCAAAAUUAUAACUAGAAUAUUUGUGGAAAAAAAUACCAAUUUAUUUGAAAUUGCAGUUCAGGUUUUUUGAUAGAAAGAGGGUUUGGCAGACGACACACGGCAUUAUGAAAUUAUGAAUCCUUUCAUGUUUUUUUCUCUUAAACUCUGGCUUUAAAUUUGUAAUUCCUAUGCACUCUACCCUCACCCUAGAGAUAAAAUGGUAUGUCUUGCUUGUUAGAGAUUACCCUUCUUGACCUACAGGUAUGAAUAUACCAUUCUAGAUCUACAGGUGGGAGUCUUUCAGGUUAAUAAGUUUGUUCUCAGGAAAAUUGAGUUUUACAUCUGCUGGGUGGUUUGUACAAACCUAGGCACUUUGGUUAGGAGAAUUGUAGUUUGUAAUUGGUUUCCUGACCUGCUCAUAGCUUCACAUUCUCAACACUGGGGGUCACUGCUUUCAAAUGUAAUCAAGAGUGUCCAUUAGAAUCUUGAAAACAUUAAUUUUAGCGAGACUUUCCUAGUAAACUGUCAGGUUGUGAUAUUUGAUAAUGUGAGAAGACGCUCGCAUGCUGAAAUAAUUGAUGCUAUGAAGAUAGGCAUUGACACUUGAAGGUUGAAUCAAUGUAUACUAGUCCCACAAUUAUGUAAGAAUGGCCACAAUUUCUGUAUUCUCAUUCAAUAAAUCUUUUCGCUAUAAUACUGUAUCUCAUCCAAGCCAUUUAAAAAAUGUGUUCAACCAAAGGUAGGGAGACUGUGUUGGCUGAAUUUUAUCGUCAUAAAUGAUUCAGAGGCUUAUCUUUUUAUACCCUGUUGACAUUUUGUAUUUUUAGCAUUUCUUGACCUUAUACCACUUUUUUGGGUUUUUGAGGCUGAUGGGUCGAAGCACAUUUUAUUGUAUUUUUGUAUAUUUUGCAUUUUCGCUCUUUUCUUGUAUUAUAGCUAAUUGAAUGCAACUGAUUUUUUAACUCAUUGUCAUGGUAACAUUUCACUGCCACUUGCUCAUUCUUUUAAUUCCUAGUAAAGCUGUGUUUUUGUUUUUCUUGUUGCCAUGGUGAUUUGGACUUGUUCAAAGUCUCUCCAUGUAAACUUAAGCUUCAACAUUCAAUGAUGGGCAACUGGGUUUUAAAAUGAGUUACAUUUCUUUUUCAGUAAAAAAAAAAAAUUGUCUUUGUGAUUUUUUUUACUUCUAUUUUAUGAGAUGGCGCAACAUUCUAUCUAUUUUUGUAGUAUUAUCACAAAUUUACUCUUUUUGUCAUUUAAAAAUUAGUUUGCAUUUAAACAAGAGUAUGUACAGUGUUGCCUGUGAGGGCGCACUUUGUAAUAUAGAUUAGAUUCAAUAUAGCUGUGACAUUGUCAAAAUGAAUUUUCAGCAGUUACUAUGUCAACUGGUUAUUGAUGUUCUCUAAUUGUGAAGAGCGCCAUCUAUUGUCCAGUCAGUGUUGUAAUAUUCAGUAACUCCUUGAGGGUGAAUGGGGUUGAGGAGUUAAAUAUUGUAUUGAUAUUCUUAGAUGUGAUUUUUAGUAUGUAAUUGUAUGUAGAUGUGACAAUUUUGAAUUCUUGAAUAAAAUACUGUUUUAGUGUACAAUGA
This is a messenger RNA of Saccoglossus kowalevskii, 4519 nucleotides long. RefSeq names its product B-cell receptor CD22-like. Gene Ontology annotation, cellular component: cell-cell junction; plasma membrane. The record is from RefSeq and is a predicted model, not a curated record. Gene Ontology annotation, biological process: cell-cell adhesion. Gene Ontology annotation, molecular function: cell adhesion molecule binding. NCBI's taxonomy places the organism in Eukaryota, Metazoa, Hemichordata, Enteropneusta, Harrimaniidae.